Molecule: messenger RNA, 504 nt
Organism: Durusdinium trenchii
Lineage: Eukaryota; Dinophyceae; Suessiales; Symbiodiniaceae
Source: the annotation of a GenBank genome assembly
AUGUUGGUUGUGAAAGCGUGUGAACCUUUGCGGGUCGUUGGCCCCACACUGAGAGUGCAACGGCCUGUCGUUUGUGGGACUUGGUGGUUCACCCAGGACCACAGCUUUGCUGGCGAGCAUGAAUUUGAAGGUCCUCCGGAGGACUUCGGCCAGCAGCUGGUGGUGAAGAGUACAUUUCUGGACCUCACGGAUGGUCUCAGUGCCACGCAACGCUUCAUGCGGAUUCGUCGGGUGAAGCUGGAAUUGGGCAGUGUUCACUUGGGCAGAGCUGACGUGAAGAGCACGUUGGGUGAGGCAACUGAGGCUGAGGACUCGGAAGUACCAGCACCGCAAAUGUUGUUGGAGUUGCUGGAGGAGCAAGGGCUUCUGGGGCACUUCGACUUUCUGUACUUGCCAUGCGACUUCCAUCGUCAUGCGAACCUGGGCUAUGCAUUCGUGAACCUUGUAGAUGAAGCACCUUGCUGGAAUGGAUGUGUUCUGUUUAAAUGUAGAUUGGUGGUGUGA